Fragaria vesca subsp. vesca is the source of this 2113-nucleotide messenger RNA. RefSeq names its product caffeic acid 3-O-methyltransferase-like. The record is from RefSeq and is a predicted model, not a curated record. Gene Ontology annotation, biological process: methylation. Bases 633 to 1721 code for a protein of 362 amino acids. The transcript is spliced from 10 exons. NCBI's taxonomy places the organism in Eukaryota, Viridiplantae, Streptophyta, Magnoliopsida, Rosales, Rosaceae. Gene Ontology annotation, molecular function: O-methyltransferase activity; S-adenosylmethionine-dependent methyltransferase activity; protein dimerization activity.
ACAAUAUGAUGAUUCAAAAAAGAUCAGAAUCGUAACCAAAUUGGACUCCAUGUUCAACUCUCAUCUAUCUUUCUGUAUAUAUUAAGCGGAGCGGGGGGAUUACUGUUCACGUGAACAGUGUACCAAAGGUCCAAAACCCACUUCUACUUUCUCUCUAAUAACGAUUUUACCACUCAAAUUGUGAGAAAAUAACGACGGCGUGCACAGAAGAAGAAGGCGACAUCUUCCUUUGGUUAUAUUCACCUUCUCUGCAAAAUCCAAACUUUUAAUCAACCGACGGUUGCUGAAAUAGAAAAGGAGUAGCUGUUCAAUUCUAUGCUUCAUAGAUAUCGUGAACAAAGGUUUGUGGCUCAACUCAAAGCUUUAGUGACAAAGGUGGAUAUGAUUCUGUCAGUGCAUUUUUCAACUACCAGAACUUCAUUGAAGGACUGAAUUCGAAGGAUUCCAAUGUCGAUUAAAAUGGCUGCCAAACUGAAGGAUAACAGGAGUUGUUAAAUUACACAUGAAGCAGUCUCAUGAGCAAAGAAACGGCGUGCACGAAGGCUAGUGGUUAUAAACUUAUGGCACAGAUUAAUAGCCAAUACAGACACUCCCUAUUCUAAGGAAAUUGUUAUCAACAUAAACCAUCUGAGAUGGAAAGUCACUCCCAAUAUGCCAUGCAGCUAGUAAGUGCAUCACUAGCACCUAUGGUGCUUAAAGCGGCCAUAGAACUUGGUGUGCUCGAGAUAAUACACAGAGCUGGCCCUGGAGCUCAGCUAUCACCUUCCGAAAUAGCGUCACAGCUCCACUCCAACAACAACCCGGAUGCGCCUGCAGUGCUUGAUCGUAUGCUUCGCCUUCUGUCUGCUCACUCCAUUCUCACGUGUUCAGUUUCCACUGAUGAACUUGAUCAUGUGAAGGUUCUGAGGCUUUAUGGUUUGGCACCGGUUGGCAAGUACUUCAUUCGGGACGAGGAUGGAGGAUCAUUAGCAACUAUACUGAAUUUUUGCCAUGACAAGGUCAACACAGAUAGCUGGUACCAUUUGACAGAUGCAGUUCUGGAAGGAGGACUUCCAUUUUCCAAGGCCUAUGGAAUGAGUGCGGUGGAGUACAAUGCAAAAGAUGCUAGAUAUGGUGAAAUAUUCAGAAACUCAAUGAAAGAGUUUAACGCUGUGUUAAUGAAGGAAAUCCUCGAGAGUUACAAGGGUUUUGAAGGUCUAAGAACACUCGUAGAUGCGGGUGGUGGCGAUGGUACUAUCCUGAACAUGAUCAUCUCCAAGUACCCUACCGUCAAGGGUAUCAACUAUGAUAUGGCUCCUGUUAUAGAAAAAUCUCCCUCCUAUCCUGGUAUUGAGCAGAUUGCAGGUGAUAUCUUUGAAAACAUUCCAAAAGGAGAUGCCAUUUUCAUGAAGUGGAUGCUACACCAGUAUGAUGACAAACGUUGCUUGACAAUACUAAAGAACUGCUACGAGGCAUUGCCAAACCAUGGAAAAGUCAUAGUGGUUGAUAUGGUGAUACCGGAAGCCCCCGAAACUACUACUUCUGCAAAAAGCUUGUUUCAGUUUGAUAUGUUCAUGAUGAACAUGAACACCACUGGAAAUGAGAGGACAGAGAAAGAACUUGGAAGUUUGGGAAAACAAGCCGGGUUUAACACCAUUCAAGUGGCAUGUUCUGCGUUUAACUUUUCGGUGGUGGAGCUGUUCAAGAACAUAAUAAUUUCAUUGAAGAAUAAAGAAGGAUAGAGAGAUGAAUUGUAGCAGAUGGAAUUUCAGACACGAGUGUAAAAAAAAAUUACCUCUGAUUAAGGUGAAGCUGUAGCAGUAGCUACAUGCGGAAGAGAUUACAUGUGAAUCAAAAACUGGGCACUACACCUUUACAAUGACAAACAUUGCCUGAUGAUGCUAUAAAACAGCUAUGAGGCCUUGCCAGACAACGGAAAAAUGAUAGUAGUAACCGGAAGCCCCUGAAACUAGUCUUUCUGCCAAAAGCUUGCUUCAGUGCGAUAUGUUCCUAAUGAACACCACUAUAAGUGAAAGUGAGAGGACAGAGAAAGAACUCGAAAGUUUGGCAAAACAAGCAGGGUUCUACACCAUUGAAGUGGCAUGUUCUGUGAUGGAGCUUUCCAAGAGCAUGU